Molecule: messenger RNA, 1870 nt
Organism: Emys orbicularis (European pond turtle)
Lineage: Eukaryota; Metazoa; Chordata; Testudines; Emydidae
Gene: SLC16A4
Product: solute carrier family 16 member 4
Exons: 9
Coding region: 144-1763 (539 amino acids)
Biological process (GO): transmembrane transport; monocarboxylic acid transport
Cellular component (GO): plasma membrane
Molecular function (GO): monocarboxylic acid transmembrane transporter activity
Source: RefSeq, a predicted model, not a curated record
UUAGAAGAAUGAGCCCUGUGUUCCCUAGUGCAGAGAGGAAUUAAGGAACAGACUUAAACGAACUAACUCAGGAGGCUGUAGCUAGUCCCAACAACAAAUGAAGACUGAUUUUCCUUAAUCUUAUUUUUGCAGCAUCUUAUGCUAUGCAUCAUCCUGACGGAGAAAGGAAGGGGGCAGAGGCAGAGAAUCAGCCAACGGCAACGAAGGAGGAGGAACAGCAACCCAUACCACCCCCUGAUGGAGGAUGGGGAUGGAUGAUAGUGCUUCACUUCUUUCUGGUAAAUGUGCUUGUGAUGGGAAUGCUGAAAACCUUUGGAAUUUUCUUUGUGGUCUUUCAAGAAGAGGUGGGAGGCUCUUCAGAACAAAUCAGUUGGAUCGGCUCCAUCAUGUCCUCUCUCCGCUUCUCAGCAGGUCCACUGGUCACUAUAGCCUGUGGGAAGCUGGGGGACCAGCUGACUUCCAUCAUUGGGGCAGGCCUAGUUAGCAGUGGUUGUCUGAUCAGCACACAGGCCACUAGUAUCUCCUUCCUGUGUGUGUCUAUGGGACUUCUAUUGGGGCUGGGCUUUGCUUGCUUGUAUCAAGCAGCUGCUGUGAUGACUGCCAGGUACUUUAAAAAGCGACUGGCUCUAUCCAAUGCAGUUGCUCGCUCAGGAAUGGGACUUACAUUUAUACUAGCACCUUUCACUCAACUUCUGAUAGAUUUUUAUGGUUGGCAAGGUACCCUACUGAUCUUUGGAGGGAUCAUGUUAAACCUUGUGCCUUCUAGUAUGUUACUGCGACCUCUUAACAUCAAGAAUCUCCAAGCCUUUUCGGGUAGAAAUGUAGACAGUGGAUCAUUAACACAAAGUAAACAUCCAGCAACUCUUACAAGCCACCUAGAUGAAAUCAGUACCACAGAAAUACAGUUUAAUACUAGACUGGAUUCUCCUAUGCAAGAUUCCACUGUCACAAACAGGCUCCAGUCAGCUGGAACAUUAGGAUCACUAGUUCCAGUGAACUCUGCUGGUUUGGAAGGGUCUGAGAGAGAAACCUCCAACUGCUAUGCUCCUGCUGGAGACAGUGACAGGGACUGCAGCUAUAACAACCUUCCACUGCAAAAGGAAUGGAAUUUCCACUCACGGCCAGUUCCCUGCAGGCAGCCUCUUCUUGAUUUCUCACUGCUGAAAGAUCCCUUCUUCUGUAUUUUUGCCUGGUCAUUUUUGUUCAGCCAACUGGCCUACUUCAUUCCCACCUUUCACCUGGCAGCAAGAGCCAAAACCUUGGGCAUAGACAGCAUGGAUGCCUCUUACCUCAUUUCAGUGGCUGGGAUUAUAGAGACAGUCAGCCAAUUGCUUUCUGGCUGGAUCGCUGAUCAGAACUGGAUCAAGAAGUAUCAUUACCAUAAGACUUACCUUAUUCUGUGUGGCAUCACUAACCUGCUGGGUCCUCUUGCCACAUCCUUCCCAUUACUUAUGGUCUACACAGUAAGCUUUGCCAUUUUCUGUGGAGGAUACCUGGCUCUGCUGCUCCCUGUGCUGGUAGAUUUUGUAGGUGUCCCCAGACUCCACAGUUCUUUAGGAUUUGCCUCAUUCUUUGCUGGGAUAGCAGCCAUCGCUGGACCUCCUAUAGCAGGUUGGCUGUAUGACUACACUCGGACAUAUGCCUGCUCCUUUUUCUUUGCUGGAACCUGUUAUCUCAUCGCACCCAUUUCCUUCUUCUUUGAGCCUUCGGCCCAUAAAUGGAAGCUACGGAAAGAAGAGGAGUUGAACAAAGUGACCACUUAGCGGAGAGGCUCUGCUGCAGUUGAAAGAAAAGAAGAAGCCUGACUUCAGUAUAUGAUCAGAAGGUGAUAAUUAGGACAGACUUUUCACUAAUUAAUAAAAGAUGGCAG